This is a messenger RNA of Trichobilharzia regenti, 735 nucleotides long. Lineage: Eukaryota; Metazoa; Platyhelminthes; Trematoda; Strigeidida; Schistosomatidae. The record is from the annotation of a GenBank genome assembly.
UGUCAUCGAUAUGCCAUAUGGAAUGUAAGUUUUCAAAUGCCGCACGCACCAUUUAUACCUGUGCUAAGAUAUCGUCAGCCAUCAGUUUCUUUAGGGCUGGUUCAGCUUCUAAGGUGAAUGAAGUCGUGGAUGUACUCAUCCACUUCACUUUCCGUCUGUAAAAUGGGAAUCGGUGCAGACUAGUCUUGCGGCAUCAGCUCACAUCUAAUAGAGGCGAAUCCUAUGUAAAAUAUGCUGAGAUUUCUACCCAAAGUGCUCAGGAAACUCUCCAUUCUGACACAGUGGAGAUUGUUAUGAAGUGUUAUCAUUUUAGAACGUCUUCAGUAGCUUAGACAUGUGCUACGAAUGUCAUCCCAGCGGCUGUCAUACAGUCCUCUGAUUGUUAGUCGUGUGACUAGAUGGAAAAAAGCAUAGCAAUAGUCAGUCGACGAUGCGGCGCUGUGAGACAAAGAAUAGUUGUGUUAGGUUGGCAUCUGUCAGUGCACCAUGACUCCCUAGGUGAAAUCCGAGAGAUAAUUCUAAUCAGUGGCGAACGUGCUGAUAUUUUCUCCCUUUCUGAAAGUAGCAAAAUAGUGAAUCAUCCUUUGAAUGCCUUCGAUGCUGUUCCUUAUUUAUUCCAUUCCAUUUUUCUUGCAUUAAUGAUGUAUUAUUUUUGUAUGGUGCAUCUCUUGGUUCCUAUAUUAUACCAGGUUUGUGUUCAAACAAUAGUGAUAUGAUUACUAAACUGGUAUGUGU